AUGCAACAUAUCAAAAGAAAAACAAUCGCUAACAUAAAAUAUAACAGCUAUUCGGAUGAUGAAAGGAUUUUAAAAAAAAAGUCAACCUUUUCAUUUAAAAAAGGGUUAGACAACAUAACAUCCAAACGAAAAAAUGUUAAUCUUCCUAUCAAUGAUAAGAAAAAAAACAUUAGUCAAAACACUAUUAAAUUAAAAAUUCCCUUUGAAAAACGAGAAAACGAUUUUACAGAUAGGAAGAAAGGAAACAACAAAAUAAGGUUUGCUCAAUCAACCGAAUAUGAAAAAAUCCCUAUUAUAAAAAAAAAAAGUAAUAUAGAAAGGGAUGCUUAUGGUAACGUGAGGAAGGGAAAAUCUAAUAUUUUUUAUUAUAAAAAGAGUGUAUCAUCUAGGAGUAUGGAAAAUGAAGAUGAUGAGGAGGAAGAUGAUGAAGAGGACGAUGAAGAUGAUGAGGAGGAAGAUGAUGAAGAUGAUGAAGAUGAUGAAGAUGAUGAAGAUGAUGAAGAUGAUGAGGAGGAAGAUGAUGAAGAUGAUGAUGAUGAAGAUGAUGAUGAUGAAGAUGAUGAUGAUGACGAUGAUGAUAAUUAUGAUAAUCAUAAUAAUCAUAAUAAUCAUAAUAAUCAUUAUGAAAAUUAUAAUGAUCAAACACUUAAUAAUGAUAUGAAUAAAAAACAGAAUAAUGCCCCCCCAAAUGUAUACAUUCAGAAUAAUAAGAAAUCCUGCCUCAACCACAAAAAAUCUAUAACAUUAAAUAAGACAGAAUAUUCUUUUCAAAGAAUGGAUACCAAUAACCCGAUGAAGAAUAAUUACAAAUAUAUGAAGAGCAAAUUAAAAAAAAACCUCACAUUACAUACAGAUAACGUUAAAGAGAAUAACCCAAAAAAAUCAGUCAGCAUGAGAAUAGAUAAGAAUAUAAUUUAUUCCAAAACACCUUCAUAUAAUAAAAAUCGAAAAGAAAAUAUGAUUAAGGCCAAAUCACAAAUAUUAAAAAUAGCAGAACAGUAUAUGAGUACAGAUAAAAUAAAAGCAUUUAAAACAAUCGAGAGAGGAAACACCCGAUUUCUAAAUAAAAAUAAAAAAAUCGACCCAGAGAAAAUACAGAAUCUUGGUCCAUUUGUUCCAAAAAGGGUAAUAGAAAAGAAAACCGAAAGAAAACUUGGAUAUAUUCCAAAUUAUAUAAGAAAAGAAAAAAAAAAUGAACAUAAAUUUGAUAAUGCAAAUAUAUUAUUUUCAAAAGAUAAAAACAACAAAAUAACAAUUCAAAAAAAAACAAAAAAAAAUGAUGGAUUUGGAUUAUUUGAAAAUAUGUUAGUAUUAAAUAAUUUAGGUACAAUAUAUGAAUGGGAUGGUUAUCAAAUGAAUAAAAUUAAACAUUUGUAUGAACAGUUCAUAUGCUUAUGUACUAAUGAAAAAGGUAAUAUAUUAUGUAUCGAUUUAAACUACAAGCCUGGAUAUUUGAUGUGCAACAGACAUUUCAACAGAAUGGAUGACAAUACAGAAUUUUCAUUGUUUAAGAAAAUGGUAAUUAGUGUUAAGAAUAAAAUAUGGGGAAUUGAUAUACAAGGAAAUUUAAAAAGAUGGAAUAAAUAUGAAUGGAUUAAAGUAAAAAAGGCAUAUGGUAUUUUUAAGUUAAAAUCUCUAGCCUUUGAUCGAAAAAAUAGACUUUGGGUUUUAGAUGAGCAAAAUUAUUUUUAUAUAUAUGAUACAGAAGAUAAAAAUUGGAUGUUGAAAAAUGUAAACGGAUGUAAUAUAAAUGACUUUGAUUUUAAUGAAAAUGAUAAUUUGACAGCUGUGACAAAGGAUGGAAUAAUUAAGAUAUAUAAAAAGAAUAGAUGGAUAAAAUAUGGAAUCUUGGGGGAAGUAAAAAUAAGAAGUUUACAUUUUAUAAGGCAACAUACAUAA
Molecule: messenger RNA, 1899 nt
Organism: Plasmodium falciparum 3D7
Lineage: Eukaryota; Apicomplexa; Aconoidasida; Haemosporida; Plasmodiidae
Product: putative WD repeat-containing protein
Source: RefSeq, a predicted model, not a curated record